Messenger RNA from Synchiropus splendidus (mandarinfish), 1755 nucleotides. RefSeq names its product forkhead box A2 (gene foxa2). The transcript has 2 exons. The coding region runs from base 193 to 1428 and encodes 411 amino acids. The record is from RefSeq and is a predicted model, not a curated record. NCBI's taxonomy places the organism in Eukaryota, Metazoa, Chordata, Actinopteri, Syngnathiformes, Callionymidae. Gene Ontology annotation, biological process: anatomical structure morphogenesis; regulation of transcription by RNA polymerase II; cell differentiation. Gene Ontology annotation, molecular function: transcription factor binding; DNA-binding transcription factor activity, RNA polymerase II-specific; RNA polymerase II cis-regulatory region sequence-specific DNA binding.
CUGGCGCACACAGCUAUAUCACUGCGCCAACACGCAGCAGCGAGCGUCACUUCUGCUCGCACUCGCUGACGUUUCCACGGCUCCGCGACACACAUGCGAGGAAAGGACACGCAGGCAACCUAGUGAUUCCCCAACACAAGAGGCGACUUUUGGCUUUUCCUCUGCUGGGAGACGCUCGAGUGGAAGUCCUCCAUGAUGCUCGGAGCAGUUAAAAUGGAAGGACACGAACACGCAGACUGGAGCAGCUACUACGCCGAGCCCGAGUGCUACACCUCAGUGGGCAACAUGAACCCGGGUCUGGGCAUGAACACCAUGAACACUUACAUGAGCAUGUCGGGCAUGAGCACCAGUGCCAACAUGACAGCCAACACUAUGAACAUGUCUUACGUCAACACCGGCAUGAGCCCCUCCAUGACCGGCAUGUCCCCGGGCACCGGGGCUAUGAACGGCAUGGGUGCCGGCAUGACGGCUAUGAGUGCCGCCUUGAGCCCCAGCAUGAGCCCCAUGACUGCUCAGCCCGCCUCCAUGAACGCUCUGAGCUCCUACACCAACAUGAAUGCCAUGAGCCCCAUCUACGGACAGUCUAACAUCAACCGGUCCAGAGACCCCAAGACCUACAGGAGGAGCUACACACACGCCAAACCCCCCUACUCCUACAUCUCCCUCAUCACAAUGGCCAUCCAGCAGUCGCCCAGUAAGAUGCUGACCCUUGCCGAGAUCUACCAGUGGAUCAUGGACCUCUUUCCCUUCUACCGUCAGAACCAGCAGCGUUGGCAGAACUCCAUCCGCCACUCUCUGUCCUUCAACGACUGCUUCCUCAAAGUACCACGGUCGCCCGAUAAGCCGGGCAAAGGCUCCUUCUGGACCCUGCACCCGGACUCGGGGAACAUGUUCGAGAACGGCUGCUACCUGAGGAGACAGAAGCGCUUCAAGUGCGACAAGAAGAUGUCCAUGAAGGACUCGGGACGCAAGCAGGGAGACGGUGCUUCUUCUCACAGCAGCUCUGAGAGCUGCAACGGCAACGAGUCCCCACACUCCAACUCGUCCGAUCACAAGCGGUCUCUGUCGGACCUGAAGGCAGGUCAGGGGCUGAGCCCUGACCACGCCACGUCCCCCGUGUCUCAGGGGCAGCACCUCAUGUCGCAGCACCACUCGGUUCUGGCCCACGAAGCCCACCUGAAGCCGGAGCACCACUACUCCUUCAACCACCCCUUCUCCAUCAACAACCUCAUGUCCUCCGAGCAGCAGCACCACAAAAUGGACCUAAAGACUUAUGAGCAGGUGAUGCACUACUCUGGAUACGGCUCCCCGAUGACCGGACCCCUGUCCAUGGGCUCCAUGGCAGGGAAAGCCGGUCUGGACUCCUCCAUACCGGACUCAGCGUACUAUCAGGGAGUCUACUCCCGACCCAUCAUGAACUCCUCGUAGACCCUGACAUGGACUUGAUGUUUGUACAUUUGUAAGAUAAAAUAGAGUUUGUGUACUAUUAUAUGUAUUUCCCCGCUCUUUUAGUUGUCCAGUUGUUUGGUAGCCUAAUUAUUUUGGGAGGAUGUUGAUAAUAUUAAUAAUAAUUAAAUCAUAAUAAUGUGACAAGUUCUGUUCUGGAAUGGACUCCAAAGACAACGACGACGUUCUGCUGUAAAUGACAUUUCGUGAGUGGACAUUGUCUCCACGCAGGAUUUCAAUCAUUGGUGUGAUUCCUAUUUAUGAGCUGUACAUGUGUAUUCUUGUAGUGACAAGAGCAGAAGCGAUAUA